Molecule: messenger RNA, 624 nt
Organism: Gallus gallus (chicken)
Lineage: Eukaryota; Metazoa; Chordata; Aves; Galliformes; Phasianidae
Gene: NCBP2AS2
Product: NCBP2 antisense 2 (head to head)
Exons: 1
Coding region: 29-316 (95 amino acids)
Source: RefSeq, a predicted model, not a curated record
GGCGACUCUCGCGAGAGCGGCGCGAAGGAUGGUGCUGCGGCGGGUGCUGCUGGCACUGCUCAGCAACCCGCACCUCAUCGAGAAGCUCGCCGAGUCGCGGCCCAUCCGCGCCGCCGCCCGCCUCACCGCCAGCGCCAUCACCCGGGGGCAGCUGGGCGCCCGCCAGGCGGCGAGAGACCUGCGGCCCGGCCUGACCCGCCUGCGGGACGCCUUUCUGGACCGGCUGAAGGACGGCGGCCGGCCGCGGGGCUGGCCGGAGUCCCCCGGGAGGGGACCGGGAUCGGGACGAGGACCGGGACGGAGCGGCCGGCCCUGAGCGGCGGGAGGAGGCGGCUGUGCGGGGCGUGCGCGUGGCCGGCCCCAUGGAGACGGUUCGGCGGUGACGGCCGGAGCGCGGCAAUGGCACCGAGCGGAGCGGGGGGACCCGAGGAGCGGCCCGGCCCGGCACGGACGGAGGCGGCCACGGAGCGCUGCGAUGGGGCCGUGUGACCGUCACUUCGCACUGCCACGGCGCUCAGCUACAGGCAGCGGGCAGGCUUACGUCGAGCAUCAUCCAGAAUACUGUGAAGAUUGUCACUUUAAGUGCGUGGUAUGAAACCUAAAAUAAAGCCAUUUCUCACCGGA